UGUGCUCUGCUUUGUCGAGGUGUUUUGUCCUGACGACUGUCGCGAUAGUUUGCCUCUGUUAUGAAUUAAUCAGUUCAACUUAAAUCAGUCUUAACAGCGUUGAAUAUGUCGAGUGUAGGCGUGAGGUGUCCGGACUGCGGCUCCUCAGACGUCGUUGAAGACGAUCUUUUCUCCCAGAGUCAGCGUGUGUGUGCUGACUGUGGCUAUGUCUUAUCUGAGGAUAAUCUCACCGCACAACACAGUGAAGGCACAGAUGUCAGAUACAGCCAAACUACAGCUGUGGCAAAACUGCCGUGUCGAAAUCAGAUUAAAGGCCUGCAACGAGUCUGUGCCAUAUGUCGGACACUCAGACUCAACAGGACAAUAGAGGCACGUGCACAGACCUAUUACAAGCAGGCAUAUGAACACCCCAAUUUCAUUAAAGUCAGGCUUCAGAAGAAGGAGACUCUAACCGGAUGUUGUGUGCUUGUAAGCUGCAGACUGCACCAGUGGCCCGUUACCAUUGGCACCAUCAGCUGCCUUCUGGAGGCUGACCCAGUCAUAAUGGCAGCUGUUUAUAAGAAGAUGGUCAAGACUCUGAAUAUCGAACCUCCCAUCUUUGGCAUCACUGACGUAAUAGACACCCACUGUCAGGAAUACAAGCUUAGCUCUCCUCACGUUCCCGAAGAGUUGGCUGAAAACGUCAAAGAUUUGACAAAGCGAGCUGUUGCCUUGGUGGAGUUGGCUGCAGAUUCUUGGAUUGUGACUGGCCGAACGCCCGUCCCCAUCAUGAUGGCAUCCGUCUUCUUGGCCUGGCAGUCCUUGAAGCCUACCAAGAUCCGUCUAAAGUUCUCACUUGGUAAAUUCUGUGAGCUGGCUAAGGUAAAAAAACAUAAGGCAGCGGUAAAGAGAAUAACUGAAAUGAAAGAGGUACUAUGCAGGCUUGGCCAGGAGCUUCCCUGGAAAGAGGCUGAGGUGAAACCAGACAAUGUGAUGCAUCUGGUGGGGGAUAUUCUGGAACAUAGGUAUGGCCUGCUUUGGAGUGCUCUGAGAACCCAUGAGGAAUCCCUGUUAUCUGAGCUCCAGCCCAGGUUAGAGGACACUGCACUUGAAAUCCAGACGAAGACACCUUGUCAAAUCGUUGGCAAGGUGGAACAGACUCCAGCUAUGUCAUGUAUGGACACAUGCGAGUCAAAUGCUGGAAGUGACCAACAAAAAGGCGAUGAAGACACUAACUUAUGCACUUUGCCCAAGCUAAGCAAAGACACAGUCCCUCAGGGGAGCCAGGCCACAGCAGCACAUUGGACUAAAAGAGUUUUGUUUUGUCCCCCUUCUGCUAGAAAUGCUAAAUGUAGGAGAGUGGAAGGGUCUUUACAAAAGGACAUAACUGGUGAUGAAGAUAUAUCAGAUAGUGAAAUUGAUACGUAUAUACGCACUCCCCAGGAAGUGAGAGAAUUCUGUGAGGCAAGGAAGCUUCUGGAUUUCGAUAAUAUAUCAUGCAGAGAUGUUUAAGACUUGCAGAUAUGACAUUCUUAUAGUUUGGCUUUUUUUUGGGGGGGGGAGUGUAAAGCUGCACAGAUGUAAGUGGAGGUAACAUGAGGUAACACGGGGAUUCGAACCGCUGAGCCCCAUGUUGGUAAGCAAUGGAAUAGACUGCCAAGUUACCCGGACGCACUUUUGGUUCAGCCCUAUUCUGAUAAAAAAUGAAUUAAGUAACAUCCCAACAAGUCUGUUUAUAUAUGUCAUUUAUUAGUGAUGCCAACAUGUAGAGCAUUUUUGUAUUUGUUUACCCAAGGCGAGGGGAAGGAGUUGGUUGCUGCAUCAUUCUUUCUGAUUUAAAAAAGUUGACGCAAAUGCUCAAUUUUUGAUGUGCUUGCUCUCUUUAAAAUUGCAACUGUAGAGGUAUUCCAGUCAAUAACUGAAUAAGUUGGAUUUGAAAACGCCAUUCAAGGUACUCAAGGAGACUACAGAACGAAUUGAAAAGAUAAAAAGAGGGAGGGGGAGCCCAAUGAGGCCAGAGCUCGACUCAUUGUGUGUGUGUGUGGGGGGGGGGGGGUUAUUUGCUACUGAAAGCCUCUUUGAAGCGGUAGAUUUUGUGCUGAGCCUUAAAAUUGGAGGGGGUUUCAGCAUUUUGGAUGGAGUCCGGGAGACCGUUCUAAAGCUUAGGGACAGCUGCGCUGAAGGCCCAGUCCCCCAUUGACUUGACAGUGGUCCAUGGCUGACUGCCGUCAUGCCCAUAUUUUCAUAUGAAACCAAUCGUUGGUUUCGGUCGUAGUGCCACUGUAUCGUUUAUAAGGGUGGGGAUACCUGCAGUCAGUUUAGACUGAAGAGGUCACUAAGUUGAGUGAUGAAACGUAUCUGUCGAUAAACGUUGUGUCCAGAUGAACUGAUUCAACCUUCUGUGAUUUCACAAUGAAAGUUUUCAGUCCAUGAGUUAGAACUACAUUGAUGGAACAGGCCAGAUUACUGGUUUUCUCACUUCCAAAGAUUAAAUCAAUGCAAAGUGUUAUUUCAUGCUCCUCCACUCGGUUAAUUAUGGUGCCCUUGGUAUUUAUUAUACUACAAACACAAUUUCCCCAUUUAGCAUCUAUUCUAGUGCUCUUAUAUUGUUUAUCAAAAAGGUGAUAAUCCAUCAUGUACAUCCAUAUCCAUCAUGUACAUGGGUGUACAUGAUGUAUGUAUGUAUCUGUAUGUAUCUGGUGCGUACAUUAAUUUGCAUGUCUGUUGUUAUUAAUACCACAUGUCUUAACUGAUAGGUUCUUAAAGAAUGCCUGUAUGGAAUCUGCUGUAAAGAUUUCUAGACAACAUUGUCGAUAAACAGAACCAUGAUUACAGAUUGAUUAUAGCGAGUCUUACUUCAUAUAACAAUAACAUUACAACCAAGUAGUAGUAUUGUAUGCUUUACUAUUCACAGACAUAUAUUGUGUCAUCUCUCCUGCUUCUGUCUAUGUAUGCUGGAACAAGGCUUGCAUAGUGCAUAAUGGUUAUGAUUCCACCUAGUGGUGAUAUUAGGUACAACAUUGUACGUUAUGUCCCAGUGUAAGCUUCGUGUCCAGUGUAGGUUCGUGUGAGUCACAAGGUAUUCUCUUUAGGGUGAUCGGAACAUAUUUUAUCACCCCCUCAAAUCAAAAUACAUGAGCAUCCCGUUCAAGUAAUUGAAUGUAAAUGACUCAUAGCUGACUCGACAAACGGGAAAUUCCUACCAAUUAAACAAAUGGAUCUUAAUCACUAGACAGUGAUGAAAAUGGCCAUGCUGUGACAGUACCGGGAG
Lampris incognitus (smalleye Pacific opah) is the source of this 3250-nucleotide messenger RNA. It is a transcript of the gene brf2, whose product is annotated as BRF2 RNA polymerase III transcription initiation factor subunit. Gene Ontology annotation, cellular component: nucleus; transcription preinitiation complex. The coding region runs from base 106 to 1491 and encodes 461 amino acids. The record is from RefSeq and is a predicted model, not a curated record. Lineage: Eukaryota; Metazoa; Chordata; Actinopteri; Lampriformes; Lampridae. Gene Ontology annotation, molecular function: TBP-class protein binding; RNA polymerase II general transcription initiation factor activity. Gene Ontology annotation, biological process: transcription preinitiation complex assembly; transcription initiation at RNA polymerase II promoter. The transcript is spliced from 4 exons.